CUCGCGAUAGCGGAGCGGUCGCUGUGGAAAGAUGGCCGCUCACGGAACGAGUCCUGGAUCGGGAAACAGCGCUAGGCUCAGCCCGGAGAGACGCAGCUGACCUACGGCGAGUCCGCUUAGGCUCAGCCGCUCCUUCCUCACGGUCCCCCCGGAGCGGAUGGGUGCAGAGGCCCAGGGUAAGCGGCGCGAGGAAGCACAGCGAGUCGGACUGAGAGCGCGGGGGGAAGCGGGGCGCUAGCUAGGAAGCUAACGUUAGCGCAACGUUAGCUUGCUAGCUAGCUAACCAAGCUCACCGAAACCCGGGCGAACCGAGGCAGAACCGGAGCCGGCGGGGCGAACCGAGGCAGAACCGGAGCCGGCGGGGCUCCAGCGGCGGAAUACAGCGGAUAAAGCGGGCCGGAACCCGGGGAGCUGUAAUUCUCCGCUAGUAUGAGCGGACCCGGGCAGGACAGCGAGCCAGAGGCCAAGGUCCUUCACAUCAAGCGGCUGUACAGGGCUGUGGUGGAAUCUGUACACAAGCUGGAUGUUAUCAUUGGUAGCAAGUCAUCUUACAGGGAGGUCUUCAAGCCGGAGAACAUCAGCCUGCGGAACAAACUGCGUGAACUGUGUGUGAAACUGAUGUUCCUGCACCCCGUCGACUAUGGCCGAAAGGCAGAGGAGCUACUCUGGAGGAAGGUCUACUAUGAGGUCAUCCAGGUCAUCAAAACAAACAAGAAGCACAUCCACAGCCGCAGUGCUCUGGAAUGUGCCUACAGGACUCACCUGAUUGCUGGAGUAGGUUUCUACCAGCAUCUACUGCUCUACAUCCAGUCCCACUACCAGCUGGAGCUGCAGGACUGCAUCGACUGGACGCAUGUGACUGACCCUCUUAUCGGUCGUAAGAAGCCUGUGUCUGCAACACCUAAAGAGAUGGAAUGGGCCCAGAUGGCCUGCCAUCGAUGUCUUGUAUAUCUGGGCGACCUUGCUCGGUACCAGAAUGAACUGGCAGGCGUGGAGGCGGAGCAGCUGGCUGAGCGUUUUUACCACCAGGCCCUGUCCGUCUCGCCUCACGUCGGGAUGCCUUUUAAUCAGUUGGGUACGCUAGCUGGAAGCAAAUUUUAUAAUGUUGAAGCCACUUACUACUACCUUCGCUGCAUUCAGUCAGAGACUCCCUUUGAGGGAGCGUAUGGAAAUCUAAAGCGCCUGUUUGACAAGGCAGCCAAGAUGUACCACCAGGUGAAGAAGCAAGAGAUGAAGAAGCUCUCGCCAUCACGCCAGAGAUCAAAAGAUAUCAAACGACUCCUUGUAAGUUUCAUGUACCUACAGAGUUUGCUGCAGCCCAAGAACAGUUUAAUGGAAACGGAGCUUACCUCAUUAUGCCAGUCAGUCCUGGAGGACUUUAACCUGGUGCUGUUCUACCAGCCCACACCGAGCCAUGGCAGCCAGUCUGUGAGCGAGGAAGAAGACGACCACGACCAGGCCUGCUCUGUGCUGCCCGACAGCCUGGUCUUUAAGAUGGUCGUCAUCUGCCUUAUGGUGGUGCACAGUCUAAAGAGAGGAGGUUCUAAGCAGUACAGUGCCUCCAUUGCCUUCACUCUAGCACUUUUCUCCCAUCUUGUGAACCAUGUCAAUAUCCGGCUUCAAGCUGAACUGGAGGACGGGGAGAGCGAGGUCCCACCGUUACGCACUGACAACAUUGAUGAUGCUGAUGUCAAGGAACAGGCUGGAAAGCUUCCUUCAGAGGAGAGAACCCUCCAGAACGGUUCUCUGGAAGAGGAAGACGAUGAGGACGAGGAAGACGGAAACUCGAAAAGCAAGAGAACAGGCGCAGCAGCUAAAAAAGUAAAGAAGAGCGCGGAAGACAAGCAGAGACAGAAGAGGAAAUACUCGCGUUUGUCCAUGCUCCGGCGCCGCCGCUGCGCCCGCGAUGAGGAUGAAAGUGACCUGAGUGAGGGCUUUGAGAGUGAUGAAGAGGAGGAGGAAGAGAGCGGAGGGGCCACGGACGGCCUGGGGGACUGCAGGCCCCCGGCGAACUCUUUGGCGAAGGAGGUGCGGAGCAGAGAGGGGAGAGGGGCCUGGGAGAGUGGCUCUGAGGAAGAAGAGGAGGGAGGCACGGCCUUCGACGUAGAGACGGACUCGGACAUGAACAGCCAGGAGUCGCGCUCAGACCUGGAGGAAAUUGAGGACGCAGAAAACCCGGCACAGGAGCAGCAGCAGCAAGAGGAUGAGGAGGAACAGCAGCAGCCUCAGCGGCAGCAGCCCUCCCGCGAGGACAGCUCCACCCCACCAGCCACCAACGGUCCACUGCUGUCCAACGAUCCCAUUAUCAGCAGUAACCUGCAGGCCAUGUCCUCCCAGCUUUUCCAAUCUAAGCGCUGCUUUCGCCUCGCCCCCACCUUCAGCAAUGUCCUCCUGAGGCCCCCUAAUACCCCCAACCCCGCCCCGGACUCAGACUCCCCGGCCCCUUCACUAGAAGCCACGCCCCCUCCUGGAAACUCAUCUGGCAACGCUACCCCAGAAAUCGCAAAUGGAACCAAUGACAAUGAUGUUGAAUCCGAGACCGAGGACAGUGAGCACAGCAACCAGUCAUUACACAGUGAGAAAACCCUUUCUGAGAGACUUGAGAUUCUGACCAAUCAGGGUCUCAUUCAGGUUGUGAAGGUCUUCGUGGACUGGCUGAGGACAAAUACCGACAUCAUCCUUAUGUGUGCACAGAGUUCUCAGAGCUUGUGGAACCGCCUUUCUGUGCUGCUCAAUCUUCUGCCUGAUGGGAGCAAGAUGUUAGAAGCAGAGCUGGGGCUGAAGGAGGUGAGGGAACUUGUGUCGGGGUGUGAGCAGCCGGACCUGGUGCAGACGGUGCUGCUGCCAGAAGACCAGGCGCUGCGCCACCUCCCCGCACUCAACCUGGCACACCGCCGCCUGGACUUUACCAGCCACAGACCCAACCUCAGCUCUCUGCAGGAGUGUGUGGUGCGCUUGUGCUGCAUUCGCAGCUUUGGCCACUUCCUCACCAAUCUCCAAGGCAACGUGUUGCACUUCAACCCGGAGGCGGGCAUUUUCACCAGCAUCAGCCAAUCGGAGCAGGAGAACCUGGUUCAGCAGGCGAAGGCCCAGUUCCGCAUGGCUGAAGAGGAGGCUCGCAGGAACAGGCUCAUGCGGGAUAUGGCACAGCUGCGCUUACAGUUGGAGGUGUCCCAGCUGGAAGGCAGCCUGCAGCAGCCCAAGGCCCAGUCCUCCAUGUCCCCGUACCUAGUGCCCGACACAUCCGCGCUCUGCCAGCACCUGAACCUGCUCCGACAGCUGGCUGCCAGCGGCUGCUUUAUCAUCAUCAUCCCCCGCACAGUGAUCGAUGGGCUUGAUGUUCUAAAGAAGGAAAAUCCAGGUGCAAGAGAUGGCAUCCGUUUCCUUGAGUCAGAGUUUCGCAAAGGAAACAGAUAUAUCCGCUGCCAGAAAGAGUCCGGGAGGAGCUUUGAGAGGGACAAGCUGAAAAGACAGGACAUUGAAGCCUGGCAUCUCUACAAGAUGGUGGACAGUUGCCGUCAGCUGACGGGCUCCCAGAGCAGCGGCGAUGAAGACACAGCUGGCAUGGUGACCAUCCUGACCGGACACGCAGUCGCAGAACUGACUGAACGAUCAGCUCCCAUGAAGUCAGCCAUCCAGGCGGUGGUGUCCGCAGGCAUGGAGCUGAAGAACAUCGUUGAUUUCUACCGGCAGUGGAAGGAAAUGGGCUGAAAGAGGCAGAGGGGCAGGGGACCAGCCCGGCGCUCAGCUGAUCACACAUUCACUCCCUCUCUCUUUCUGUCUCUCUCUCUCUCCCAUUCUAUUGCUCUGUCUGUUUCUGCAUCUCCAGGAUUAUUAAAUAAAUCUAAAUACUCGAGGAUGGAGAGAUGGAAAGAUUGAGGCUACAUAAGUGUUUGGAGAAAGGAAAGGUCAGAGGCAAGGGGGGCUUAAACGUGAAAGCAGUGGCUCCUCAACCCCAACACGGGAGGUAGACUCCUGAAGGGCUGGAGUGAGGUAGGGAGAUGCAACACCGGUGUUUUAGUACACCCUGGUGUAUACCGACGAGAUGAGUUAAAAAAACGUACAUAAUGUGUUGAGAAACACACAUAAGUAACACAUGCAUUUACACACACACACACACACAGAAGACAAACCAACAAGUAUAAAUAUAUAGAGCAAGGUUUUGACUUUUGAUUUCCUCCUUUUCCUGUGUUCCCAUUGAGAGGGAGUUGUGUCUAACUGGUAGGGUGGCAGGAAGGACGAGGCAGUAAACCACAGGGCAAGAGAACUCAUCCCUGACCCGAAGAGGGAGGCCGUUGUUUAAUCGGUCUAGUGCAAAAUUCACAGGGAUUCUUGACGCCUAGGUCCACGAAGGAUUCAGAUCAUUGGAUGUACAUUUUUUUUUUGGAUGGAUGGAUGGUUUUCUUUCCUUUGUGGCUGCUUAUGUUUUUUUUUUUUUUUGCCGUGUUCUUUUUGUGACUAAUGUAUUGUGUUCAUCUGUUAUUUUUGAAAAAGGAUGGAUAUGUAAGGCAGAUGGCAGGUUUUAUUUGAUUUUAUUUUUGUAUGUCAUACUGUAUUAUUGCUUUUGUAUGCUGUGCUGAUCUCACCGGAACGACCUCGGCCUCGUAGAAGCCCGGAAGAGGGUUCCGCUCAUUCUCCAUCUCAUACUUUUCAUUAGCUGUUAUUGAAAGGCGGGGUUCGGGGCGAGGCAUCUGUCCUUGAUCGCGACUCCAGCCUUUAUCGCUAACAUACGUGUGUAAAGGUAGUUUUAUUCGAGUCUAAAACUCAUGAACCCCAUUUACCAUCACUACCCAUAGUAGUUGUUCCAUACUGCACAGUGCGAAGGAAACCAAUUUACGUGUGAGGCCAUGCAUUAAACAAUAAAAAAAAGAAAUGAAAGAUCAUGGAA
Molecule: messenger RNA, 4888 nt
Organism: Astyanax mexicanus (Mexican tetra)
Lineage: Eukaryota; Metazoa; Chordata; Actinopteri; Characiformes; Acestrorhamphidae
Gene: smg5
Product: SMG5 nonsense mediated mRNA decay factor
Exons: 22
Coding region: 430-3711 (1093 amino acids)
Biological process (GO): nuclear-transcribed mRNA catabolic process, nonsense-mediated decay
Cellular component (GO): telomerase holoenzyme complex
Molecular function (GO): telomeric repeat DNA binding; protein binding; telomerase RNA binding
Source: RefSeq, a predicted model, not a curated record